This is a messenger RNA of Camellia sinensis, 1235 nucleotides long. The record is from RefSeq and is a predicted model, not a curated record. Lineage: Eukaryota; Viridiplantae; Streptophyta; Magnoliopsida; Ericales; Theaceae.
AAAAAAUUCAUCACUUUUUUAUAUCAUGAUCACUUGGUUCAUCUUGUGUCCCCUUUUCCUGCCUCACACUUCAAAUGUUGCCAUGCGUCUCCCUCUUAAAACUUUAAGUUGUAGACUUUCUGCAUUGGAUCAGCCCUUAGUUUUCUUUUUCUUUUUUUUUUAUUAUAUAUAUUUAAAUAAUGAAGCAAAUGAAGUUUUUAGUGGUGGGUCUGUAAACAUUGAGAUUUUAUCACAAUAUUAUUUUAGAUACUUUCUUCUUCUUUUUUUGAACAAAUAUUAUUUUAGAUACUUGACUCCUCUUUAUAAAUGAUCAAUUAAUUAAUAAAAAAGAAUAUUCUUAUUGCGCGUCAAAACUGAUCAAUUAAUUAAUAAAAAAGCAGAAUUUUUGGAGCACGUCAACGUAUAUUGGUGGAAGAAAUAGAGCCAGGAUGUAUCAAGACUUCAUUCCAAAAUUGAAGAAAACACGCAGAGAAGGCAGAGAAAAUAGAAGGAAAGGGGAAGCAAAAUUUAGAGAGGAAAAUAAAGUACGAGUCGAAGAGAACAAUAGAAGGGCUCAAACACAUUUGAUAGUGGCAACGCUCAUAGCAACAGUUACUUUUGCGGCAGGUUUCACAAUGCCAGGUGGAUAUGAUGGCAACCAAGGUCCAGAACAAGGUAUGCCAGUUCUAUUAAGAGCAGCAGCUUUCCAAGCAUUUGCCAUUACCAACACUAUAGCUAUGAUCUGCUCAAUUUCUGCUGGGUUUCUAUACGCAUCUGCCUCUUUUUACAAUGAAGUGGAAAAGCAAGAGCACCGCCAUUUGAUAGCAUUCUGGCUUAUUUUAGUUGCAAUGGGAGCGAUGGUUGUGGCGUUCAUUACAGGCACUUUCGCUGUGUUAUCACAUUCUUUAGGCAUUGCAAUUACUGCAUGUAUUGUUGGCUCUUUCUCCUUUUUCAUUUUAAUUCCCGAAGUCUUUAAGCUUUAUAAUUACCAGUAUAUCACAGAUCCAGCUAGUGCCAUUUUCUGGGAAGAAAUAAGGAUUACAAACCAAUAUACCUGAGUAUGUGAACUCAGAGGAGAAUAAAGUUGCUUUGCAAAUCAAGAUGACUAUGAAGAUUUGAAUUUUUACUUUUUCAGUAUUUUAUUUUUUUUUUAUUUUUUUUUUUUUUCUUUGUGUUUAGGCUAAUAGGAGGAAACAAAAUGUAUCUUUUGUUGUUUUAGUGUUAUUGUGGAAAUGCAUUUUCUUUAUUUUUUACAA